AUGGCGUACAUCAAGCUGCCCUUGUACUAUGCUGCCCUGUGGUUCACUGAAGCAUCACGGCUGAGUGGAUCCCUUUUGUUCCUGCAGGCAUUUUCUGAAGACAGGAAGCCCUUGUUUAAGCACGGGUCAGAGGCUCUGGACACCAAGGAGGGUGUGACAAGUUCUGUGCAGGAGGUGGAAGAGAGCCCAUACAGUUGCCCCUUUGUGAAAAGCACAAAGCACCGCCCAAGCCAGCUCAGCGUGGAUGACAUCGACCUCUUUUUGGACAUCAGGUCCCCCCACCCUGCCAUGCAGCGCACGCCUGUCCCGCUGACUCCUCAGAGCGCCUCACCUGUGUCCUCAAGCGCACUGGAGAUUAUGCGCACCCCCAUGCCAUUUGGCAGCCCUGUGCCUGACCCUGCCCGCACCACAAACCUGGCCCAGGCACUGGGAGAUGCUGCAGGCCAGAAGAGACCGGCCAGCGGCCCCCCAGAAUACACUAAUCUGCCCUACACUGUUCCCAUCGAGCUGAGGGGUGUGGAGCGGCCUUCUCCUCAGCCAGAAACGCCAGUCCUUGGCGCCAGAAGGGCUGUGAAGACGGGCAAUCCCUUCCAGACACCAUCUCCCCUGGAGAGUGACAGGCCCUAUGCAUUCAGCAGCCAGGAUCCGGACAGCACGCCGCACAUCUUUGGCCUGAGCAAUCCCGCCACUGCCUACAAGGAGAACAAGGCCGUCCGCCUGCGCCACACCCCCUUCAACGAGCGGGUGGACAAAGAAGUGCAGAAGGAACGGCGGUUCUCAGAGCGGCUGAGCACUGAGAAGGCUGCUGUGGCUCCCAAGACUUGA
Messenger RNA from Coccomyxa subellipsoidea C-169, 825 nucleotides. RefSeq lists its product as hypothetical. The transcript is spliced from 6 exons. Lineage: Eukaryota; Viridiplantae; Chlorophyta; Trebouxiophyceae; Coccomyxaceae. The record is from RefSeq and is a predicted model, not a curated record. The coding region runs from base 1 to 825 and encodes 274 amino acids.